Messenger RNA from Daldinia childiae, 657 nucleotides. RefSeq lists its product as uncharacterized. The coding region runs from base 1 to 657 and encodes 218 amino acids. The record is from RefSeq and is a predicted model, not a curated record. The transcript has a single exon. Lineage: Eukaryota; Fungi; Ascomycota; Sordariomycetes; Xylariales; Hypoxylaceae.
AUGGACUACAUACCUCAGAGUUACGGCAUGGUAGAAACACUCGCCUAUCUUCAUUCCGGCUCACCAUACGACUUAGCGAGGCUAUUCGACGAACGUGACCGCGUAGAAAAUCAAAUGCGUCGACGUCCCAAGACGAAAGGCACAGAGGAAGUACAGCUCGUAAUCCGGGAACCAACUAUCCGCUCGGUCAAGCAACUUUAUCGGAUCUGCAAGCAAGCCGAAAUCGUAGCCAAAUAUGGUCUUCCCGAAAUAAUCGCGUACAAUUUCAGUAGGUCUACCUGUUGGAAUAGGCUUAACAUUUCAGGAUUACCUUCGCUGCAGCUCAGAAAGCCGAAAGAAACGGCGAGAAGGCCUAGUGGCCUCCUCGGUACCUCUAUCGUCGAGCCCGAUUUCGACAUGUCAACGUUUUCGUUUGGUACCGAUCGACCGUCAUCGCCUGUCAGUGAAGCUGGGGGCUGGAGGGACUUGCCGUAUACAUAUGGGGACUUGGAGAUGGCCCCCCCUGACCCCCCGGUGACGCCAGAUCUCUACACGAUUGAGGAAGAUGAAUGGGAAGUGAGCCGGGCAACAUCCCUUACGAUGACGAAGAUACCUAUUUGGCAGGUACGUAUGGUACAUAUACCUCCUCGAAUUAACCUUCACAUUGCCGAUAAGUAG